This is a messenger RNA of Rhizophagus irregularis DAOM 181602=DAOM 197198, 1208 nucleotides long. Its product is annotated as 40S ribosomal protein RACK1. NCBI's taxonomy places the organism in Eukaryota, Fungi, Glomeromycota, Glomeromycetes, Glomerales, Glomeraceae. Gene Ontology annotation, molecular function: ribosome binding; translation regulator activity; protein kinase C binding. The record is from RefSeq and is a predicted model, not a curated record. Gene Ontology annotation, cellular component: cytosol; nucleus. Gene Ontology annotation, biological process: rescue of stalled cytosolic ribosome; positive regulation of protein phosphorylation.
AAAAAUUUUUUUUUUUGAAAAAAAUUUUUUUUUUUUUAACUGAAAAUCUUCAUAACAUUUUCAUAUUUCUACAAAGUCAACCAUUAGUAGAUAUGACCGAUACACUUUCACUCCGUGGAACGCUCGAUGGCCAUUCAAACUGGGUGACGGCUAUUGCUACUACUUCAGAAAAUCCCGAUAUGAUUUUAUCUGCUUCCCGUGAUAAAACCAUAAUCGUUUGGAACCUAACCCGGGAUGAAACCAAUUAUGGCGUACCUAAAAAGUCUCUCACAGGUCACAAUCAUUUUGUGCAAGAUGUGGUCAUUUCCUCUGAUGGACAGUUUGCUUUAUCUGCAUCAUGGGAUAAAACUCUUCGCCUUUGGGAUUUAAAUACCGGGACAACAACUCGUCGUUUUGUGGGUCAUGAUAAAGAUGUUCUUUCCGUAUCUUUUUCACCUGAUAAUCGUCAAAUUGUUUCGGGUUCAAGAGAUAAGACUAUCAAAUUAUGGAAUACACUUGGAGAAUGUAAAUUCAAUAUUCAGGAAGACGGUCAUUCUGAAUGGGUCUCAUGUGUAAGAUUUUCACCAAACCCAUCAAAUCCAGUAAUUGUAUCAUGUGGUUGGGAUAAACUUGUUAAGGUUUGGGAACUUACUAAAUGUAAACUUCGAACAAACCAUAUUGGUCAUACUGGAUACAUCAAUACUGUAACUAUUUCACCUGACGGUUCACUUUGCGCUUCAGGUGGAAAGGAUGGUAUUACAAUGUUAUGGGAUCUUAACGAGGGCAAGCAUUUGUACUCAUUAGAAGCUGGUGAUAUUAUCAAUGCAUUAGUUUUCAGUCCAAAUCGUUAUUGGUUGUGUGCUGCUACUGCAUCAUUCAUUAAGAUUUGGGAUCUUGAAACAAAGACUGUUGUUGAUGAUCUUAAACCAGAAUUUACGGAAACGGGUAAACAAUCGAAAGAUCCUGAAUGUAUUUCACUUGCUUGGUCUCCUGAUGGUACUACUUUGUUUGCUGGUUAUACAGACAAUAAUAUUCGCGUAUGGCAAGUCACUAGGAUGUAAUAUUUUAUAGGAAAAAAAAUAUAUUUAUUAUAAAAAAUAGGUAAUAGGUUAAAAUAGGUUAUUGGUAGAAAAUCAAAAUUAAUAAAUAUUUUUAAAUUUACACCCUUUUGUGAUCUUAUUUUUGAUUGAUAUAAACUUGAUGAGUGAUCAUCGAUUUUACUACGUUUU